UAUAAUUCAUUAUUCUCUCUAACGCUUUAUAUAAGUUCACCAAAAAACGCUUCUAACUCACACUGCUUCUUUUCUUUCUCUUUCACUAAUGGAGUUAAAUGGCACUGACAGAGUUUACGCCCUUCACGUUGAAGCACAACCGAAGCCAAGCCCUCUCCGUAAAAUGUUAGCAGUCGCCUCCAUUGCCGCCGGGAUACAAUUCGGCUGGGCUCUCCAGCUCUCUUUACUCACUCCAUACAUCCAGCUCCUCGGAGUACCUCAUAAGUGGGCAGCCAAUAUCUGGCUAUGCGGUCCCAUCUCCGGCUUGAUCGUUCAGCCAAUUGUAGGAUACUACAGCGACCGAUGCCGUUCUCGCUUCGGUCGCCGUCGUCCUUUCAUCUUCUUCGGCGCAUUAUCCGUUGCAACCGCCGUCUUCCUUAUCGGCUACGCAGCCGAUUUUGGACGCUCUUUAGGCGACGAUAUCACGAAGAAAACUCGUCCACGUGCUGUUGUUAUCUUUGUGUUAGGGUUUUGGAUACUUGACGUUGCUAAUAACAUGCUUCAAGGACCUUGCCGUGCUUUCCUCGGUGACCUGGCAAACGGUGAUCACCGUCGAAUGAGAACCGGUAACGCGUUCUUCUCGUUCUUCAUGGCCGUCGGUAAUGUUCUAGGUUAUGCUGCUGGCUCCUACAGUAAACUCCAUAACAUUUUCCCUUUCGCCGAAACCAAAGCUUGCGAUGUGUUUUGCGCCAAUCUCAAAACCUGUUUCUUCUUCUCCAUUAUUCUCCUCGCCGCAGUUUCUGCUUUUGCUCUUCUCUACGUAGAAGACACUCCAAUAGAAUCAACACAAACCAAAUCACAAUUGGAAGAAGACAAAAACGAUUCUUGUUUUGGCGAGUUACUAGGUGCUUUCAAUGGCCUCGAGAAGAAGAUGUGGAUGUUGAUGUUGGUAACCGCCAUAAACUGGAUAGCAUGGUUCCCUUUCUUCUUGUUCAACACUGAUUGGAUGGGCCGUGAAGUGUAUGGUGGCGAUGUCGGUGAAAAACUUUACGACGCCGGUGUGCGUGCGGGUGCGUUGGGGCUCAUGAUUAAUGCGGUUGUGCUUGCUGUAAUGUCGUUGGCGGUUGAACCGUUGAGCCGUUUGGUUGGUGGAGCUAAGAGAUUAUGGGGAAUCGUUAAUAUUAUUCUCGCUCUUGCGAUGGUUAUGACGGUUAUCAUCACCAAAGCGGCGCAGCAUGAACGCCGUGUCAGUGGCGGUGGCGCACCGUCUACCGGUAUUAAAGCUGCAGCAUUCAUUUUCUACGCCGUCCUGGGAAUCCCUCUUGCGAUUAAUUUCAGUGUACCAUUUGCUUUAGCAUCUAUUUACUCUACCUCAUCAGGAGCAGGGCAAGGUUUAUCUUUGGGAGUCCUUAACAUUUCAAUUGUUGUUCCACAGAUGAUAGUAUCACCAUUAAGUGGACCCUGGGAUUCGUUGUUUGGUGGUGGCAAUUUACCUGCAUUUGUUGUGGGUGCUGUGGCGGCAGUCAUGAGUAGUAUUCUGGCAAUUGUUCUUUUACCUACUCCGAAGCCAGCCGAUAUUGCCAAAGCUUCAGCUGCCACCCCCGGUGGUUUUCAUUAAUUAAUAUAGUUUAUAUUUUUAUUAUUGUUGUAUUUUUCGAAUAUUCAACAUUUUGAUUUAUAUGUGUAUUAGACAUACUAAAGUCCAUUUAACUGUAUUGUGUAGUCUUACAUAGCCUUUUGUGGCUUUUGUUUUGACCAAUUAUGA
Messenger RNA from Lathyrus oleraceus (garden pea), 1744 nucleotides. RefSeq names its product sucrose transport protein SUC8. NCBI's taxonomy places the organism in Eukaryota, Viridiplantae, Streptophyta, Magnoliopsida, Fabales, Fabaceae. Bases 89 to 1597 code for a protein of 502 amino acids. The record is from RefSeq and is a predicted model, not a curated record. Gene Ontology annotation, biological process: sucrose transport. The transcript has 4 exons. Gene Ontology annotation, cellular component: vacuole; plasma membrane. Gene Ontology annotation, molecular function: sucrose:proton symporter activity.